AUGGAGUCUGAUUUACCCAUCACUGCCUUCACCAGACCAACCAAAAAGCCUUCCAAAAUCACCAAAAUCGCAAAUGCAAAUGCAGUUGAAGACACAAUCUCCAACAUGCUUCCUGAACCAGUGAUAACUCACAUUCUCAGUUUCGUACCAACCAAAGAUGCUAUUCGCACCUCCAUCUUAUCCAAAAAAUGGGAACGUCGUUGGACUUCCAUCACCAAACUCUCCUUACAUGAUUAUCAACUUUCUUUUGAUUUCACUAUCAGGCUUAAAAGAAUGCAGAAUUUUUCCACCUUUGUUGACAGAGCGCUUCUUCUUAACGAUAGUUUAGCCAUGGAUCACGUUUCUCUUUUCCUCUUUACUUUGUAUAAUUGGUCUCUUCUAGAUUCAUGGUUAUCAAACAUCUUUAAGCGGAGAGUUAAAAUUCUUCAAAUCCAUUCUUUUUUUCAAAUCCCAUUCUCCGUUCUCGCUUCUCAUUCUCUUUUCAAUAACUUUUUGUUGUUAGAAGAAUUGGAGUUGCUUACUGAUUCCAUUUCCUUUAUUAAUGUUCCUAUGUACGAUGAAGAAUUGAAAUUGCUUCGAAAUUCUUUUAAUUCCGUUGAUGUUCCCGCUCCCAGCAAAUAUAUUGUAUUUCGAAACUUGAAAAUUCUCAACUUGUGUGGAAUCAACUUUAACACCGACUCACCCAAAUCUUGGCGCAAUGUUCAUCUUGAAUUCCCUCUCCUAACAAAAUUUGAGGCUAAAAACUGCGCUUGGUUUGUUGAUACAUCUUUGGUUAUGAUAUACGCGCCUCUACUUGAAAGCAUUUCAAUCGAACAUAGCGUCGGUGUUCCUUGUAAACGUGACAAAUCAUUUAUCUGCUUCCCUGAUUCUGAGGAUCUGAAAGAAUUCAGUUUUUGCGGUUUUGAUAUAUCACAAAACAUUAUAAUUAAGUCCCCAUGCCAUGCUUCAGCUAAAAUCAAUUUAUAUGAGAGCCAACACUUUGUAAGUUAUAUGUCAGAUUUCCAUGCUGCUGCACUUCUUGGUGAAUUCAGUCACUCAAAAUCUAUCAAAUUCGAGUCAUCAAAGGUUCUGGAUCUGAAAAAGAUGCUACCAAAAAAGCUAUGUGUAUUUCCAAUGUUGACCCAUUUGGAGGUUGGCUUCGUUAGUGUUGAUAUUCUCUUAACCUUGCUUCAAAAGGCACCGGUUCUCGAGACACUUGUUCUCAAGGAAAUAUGUGAUUUUGGGGAAGAGCUUUUGAGUUCUGCUGAUGUGCCCAAGCGUUUGGCUUUUCUCCAUGUUGUGAAAUUUGAACAAGUUAUUGGGGAGGAUCUUGAGUUAUCUUUAGCUAAAUAUUUUUUGGAUAAUUGUAAGUUCUUGGAGAAGAUGUGCUUCUCCAUUGCUAGCCAAGUCGUGGACAAAGACGAGGUUGUGGAAGAAAUUAAGGAGAAGCUGCAAUCAUUUUAUAAUUUCAUUCCUGAAUAUCUUCUUGAAUUUUCAUAUGAUUAG
This is a messenger RNA of Medicago truncatula (barrel medic), 1485 nucleotides long. RefSeq names its product F-box/FBD/LRR-repeat protein At3g14710. Lineage: Eukaryota; Viridiplantae; Streptophyta; Magnoliopsida; Fabales; Fabaceae. The record is from RefSeq and is a predicted model, not a curated record. Gene Ontology annotation, molecular function: protein binding. The transcript has 3 exons. The coding region runs from base 1 to 1485 and encodes 494 amino acids.